Guillardia theta CCMP2712 is the source of this 591-nucleotide messenger RNA. RefSeq lists its product as hypothetical. The record is from RefSeq and is a predicted model, not a curated record. The coding region runs from base 1 to 591 and encodes 196 amino acids. The transcript has 2 exons. Lineage: Eukaryota; Cryptophyceae; Pyrenomonadales; Geminigeraceae.
AUGGCAUCUGCGCUAUGGCUGGUGCUGCUGCGCCACGUGCUGUGGGUCCAUCAAGCAGCUACUCAUGGCACAGAGAUUGCAGAAUCAAGAGGAUUGUACUUCAGUCUUGCUUCCUGCCUCACCUGCCAAGCGAACAUGAUGCCGCCACUUGCAAAGCUCCGUGGUAGUGGCCCGUCGAAAGGUUUUUCCAACAAGAGGCGAUUGAAGCUCAGUGCAGACAAACGAAAGCAAAAGGCGAGGGUCAUCGCAAACAACAAUGAGCAGAAGAAAGCCCAGCUUGAGGUCGAGCGCGUGAGAGUCGAACUCGGGAAGCUUCAGGCGAAGAUCAUCGCGAGCAACAAUGAGCAGGAGAAAGCCCAGCUUGAGAUCGAGCGCGUGAGAGUCGAGCUAGAGUAUAUUCAGGCGAGGAUCAUCGCGAGCAACAAUGAGCAGGAGAAAACCGAGCUCCGGGCGCAGGAGGCGGCAAAGAAAGCUGAGCUGCAAGAGCUUAAGCUCAACCUUCAGAAGCAUUCAAUGCGGCAUGAGGAAAUCUCACAGUAUUUUUCCAGCGACGGAGGUAAGCAGUCAAGAAGUUUGCUUGGUUUUAUGUGA